AUGUCACAUACCAUUAUUCGCCUUCAAGUGCACCUUCCUGAUAAUCUGAUAGUAUAUUUUAAUGAGGGAGAAGAACAAGUAGCUAUUAAUCGUGCAGCACAGCGUGACACUCACCUAACUGCUUGGUUUAAAUUAAAUGCUGAAAAUUUUGAAGCACGUCGCUAUUCUUAUAUUGAAAUUCCAUAUCACUUUGUGUUUGACGGUAAAAAUUGCAAGUGGAAAGUAAGACAAAGAGGUAGUGAUAUGGUGAUAGUGCGAAUGUAUAAAGUCAAUCUAUCCAGUGAAGUAUUUUUUCUUAGAUUGUUGCUUUUGCAUGUAAAAGGUGCAUUAUCUUACGAGAAUUUGCGCACUGUGAAUGGCACUGUUUUUAAUACAUUUCGUGAAGCGUGUUAUCAGUUAGGUCUGUUGCAAGAUGACAUUGAAUGGAGAAAUACAUUAACUGAGGCUGUUGCAACUGGAUUGCCUAAACAAAUUAGGCAACUGUUUUCCAUCAUAUUAACAUUAUGUCAACCUGAUGAUCCGUUACACCUAUGGAAUACCUUUAAAGAUUAUAUGGUGGAGGAUUACAUACACCGUUCAAUGCCAAUCCUACUUGCUGAACAAGUAGCACUUUGUCAAAUCGAAUCUAUAAUUAAUCAGAGUGGUAAAACUUUAGCUGAUUAUAAAUUGCCUACUUUAGAUCAGUUUUUAGGUUCUAUCCCAGAAAAUGACGAUGAAGAUGUACAGGUAUUUAUUGAUGAAGCAAAUCGAAUUAGACCAUUAUUAAAUGAUAGUCAGCGUAAUGUAGCUGAUGCAAUCCUUGCUGCACUUAAUGAAGAACCUAAUAAUGAAAAUAAGCAUUCAAGAUUGUUUUUUAUGGAUGGGCCUGCUGGUUGUGGUAAAACAUUUACUUACAAUUAUUUAAUCACUGAAACACGCAUCAGACAUAUUAGAACUGCAACAGCUGCAUGGACAGGAAUAGCUGCAACUCUUCUUAAAAAUGGAUGCACACUGCAUGGUUUAUUCAAACUUCCUGUGCCAAUUUUGGAAAAUAACACAUGUAAUGUAACUCCAAAUUCUAUUCAUGGUGAAUUCCUUAGACAAGUAAGUUUGUUUUUACUUGAUGAAGCAUCUAUGAUUCCUAAACAUGCUUUAAGUGCCAUUGAUAAGUUAUUACAAGAUAUUUGUAAUAAUAACUUUCCUUUUGGUGGUAAAGUUAUUCUUAUGGGUGGAGACUUUAGACAAAUACUUCCAGUUGUGAAAAGAGGUCGACCAGCUGAAGUUGUAGAAUCAUGUUUAAAAUGUUCUGAACAUUGGCAGUAUGUGCGAAGGUUUUCAUUAACUGAAAAUAUGAGGGUUCAGAUAGGAGAAGAGGAAUUUUCUCAAUGGCUUCUAAAGCUUGGAAGUGGAACUUUACCUGUCAAGCCUGAAGAUCCUUUGCGAGGGUAUAUUGAAAUACCUGAGCAGUGCUUUGUAAACGAUAAUGAAUCUAUUGUGGAAAAGAUUUUUGGUGGCACAGAGGAAGCUGAUUAUGCUAAUUGUGCUAUUUUAACACCAACAAAUGUUGAUUCAUUGGCAAUAAAUGAAGAAGUCCUUGAUCGUUUACCUGGUGAUACUAAAAUUUACUUAAGUUCAGAUAGCAUUGAAACUGAUGAUCAUAAUGAAAUUUAUAAUUUUCCAGUCGAGUUUUUAAAUAGUUUGACUCCAUCAGGUAUGCCUGUUCAUUGCCUAAAAUUAAAAAUUGGUGCUGUUGUAAUGCUACUUAGAAAGUUAGAUCUUAAAGGCGGACUUUGUAAUGGAACGCGUUUGAUGGUACGUGCACUGCACAACAAUUAUAUUGAUGGACAGGCUCUAACAGGGGUAGCAGCUGGUAACAGGAUCUUAGUUCCUCGAGUUCAAUUAGCUCCAUCGGAUUCAAAUUUACCCUUUAUACUCAAACGUCGUCAGUUUCCAGUUAGGUUAGCAUACUCAAUGACCAUAAACAAAAGUCAAGGUCAAACUUUUGACAAAGUUGGAGUUUAUCUUAAAAAGCCUUGCUUUUCACACGGUCAAUUAUAUGUUGCAUCUACAUCAGCUACUGCAACAUUAUCUGGGCAAGUACUUAUCCUUCAAAGUUAA
Messenger RNA from Hydra vulgaris (swiftwater hydra), 2097 nucleotides. The record is from RefSeq and is a predicted model, not a curated record. NCBI's taxonomy places the organism in Eukaryota, Metazoa, Cnidaria, Hydrozoa, Anthoathecata, Hydridae.